Coccidioides posadasii C735 delta SOWgp is the source of this 3601-nucleotide messenger RNA. The record is from RefSeq and is a predicted model, not a curated record. Lineage: Eukaryota; Fungi; Ascomycota; Eurotiomycetes; Onygenales; Onygenaceae.
AUGGGGAAGAAGAGAAAACGGCCAGCGCACGGCGCCGGCCAGAGCAAUAGGCCCCAGAAGCGACCCAACACGUCACCAGGACCUGAAGCAGCAGGCAAACCCUCGUCCUUCGAGCCAACCUCUUCUACAUCCACGACACACCCAGUGCUCUCAUUGUACUAUCCACGCGUCGUCAAGCUACGGUCGUACAUCUUGGAACUCCUCCCGCCAACCUCCAAAUCACGACGACGGAAAGUCGCGUCUCUCGGCUCCCAAAAUGGCCGAGUCAGCAACAUCGCUGGCAGUCGCCGUUCUACUGCGUCUCAAAGCCAAGCGCGCAAUGGAGACGAAGCGGAUCGCUCCCGCGCCCAAGGGGUCGCAGAGCUGCUGGACACGACGUUAGUCGGUGUUUUGAAACAGCGAGAUCAUGCAGAUGCUCAUUCCAGACAGCGUGACUUCGCUGCUUUUACCCAAUCACAGUUCCGCUCGAGUCGACUGCGUUGUACGAAAGUCUGUGCGACGAGCUCCCAGAGCGAGAUUGUCGACUUUGCCAUAUUGACCCUGUUCAAGCAAAAACGAGCACCUUACUCCCGGCAUACUCAUCUGUUAUGCCACGGGUUUCAGCGAGCAUCAAGUCACUAUGCUCCGAAUCACGAACAUGGUCCCGGCAUCGUCCCACAGUAUCCGAACAAGAAUGUCUCGAUGCUGAAGAGCUUUCCAUGGACAGAUGUUCUCAAUCUGCUUGGUGAGAGUUGCGAAGAGAUUAUGCUGCAUCUGCUGCUGGAUUGUGGGUUAUUUGUCUCCCUGAACUCGAAUAGAGGCACUUAUUAUCAACUGAGUGGGGUUCAGUUGGUAGAGCUAAAUCUCCUUAGUCAGGAGAUAUCUGAGAAAAAGCCGGCUGACAAGGGGGGAAAUGAGAGCGCUGCAAGUCACGUCCGACAUGCAUUGCAUUCUCCUCGAAGUAUCGUCUUCGCUGACGCAGAAAAUAUAGACGUUUUAAAUCGAUAUCCCGACUGCAACGAUUUAAAGCACACUGUACAUAUCAUGAAAUAUAUAUUCCCGCGUCAGUUUGGAUUGCACAACGUCUUCACGUCAGUCGUGGACUCCAAGCAAACUGCUCAGUCUUUCAAAGACUACACGCUGCGCGAAGAGGAAAUGGCUAUGAAAAAGAAAACAUGCCCCGGCAAAUUUUCCAACGAAAAUUUGAAUAAGCUGCCAAAGAGGCUGCGGGGCAACUUGGUUGGGUUGAUACAGAAGUUACAGAAGAGACAUCAGCGCUGCUCAUACGUGGAGUUACUAAGGCAUUACUGCCCUGUGGAAAAGUCGCCGCCAACUGAGGUACAGCGGUCUGGGCCACCAUUGACGGACUUCGCUACACCGAUCGCAUCUGUCUCUGCAUUCUGCCGAGCAACUUUGCAAAACCUAAUCCCCAACGACCUAUUCGGGACUGGGGACGAUGGGGCGCUGAAUCGGGAUAUUGUCAUGCGCCAGGUUGAUGGUUUUAUACAGCUUCGCAGGUUUGAGAGCAUGUCUCUCCAUGACGUCGCUCAGGGGUUGAAGAUAACAUGUGUCGAGUGGCUCAAGCCACCACAGAGGACCGAUAGCGCCGAUAAGCUCUGCCUAUCAGACAAGCAGAAGCGGCUUGAAAUCUUCCUUGAAUUCAUCUAUUACAUCUUCGACUCGCUCCUCAUUCCCCUGAUCCGCUCGAAUUUCUACGUCACCGAAUCCAACGUCCACCGCAACCGCCUGUUUUACUUCCGCCACGAUGUAUGGAAGCGCCUCAUCGAGCCGUCGGUCGCGCAGCUCAAAUCUACGGUUUUUGAGGAAGUGAAGGAAGAAACGGCGGCCAGGAUCCUGUCGAGGAGGACCCUGGGCUACGGCACCCUUCGAAUGCUCCCCAAGCGCACCGGAGCUCGUCCGAUCGUUAACCUGAGAAAGCGCGCCAUCGUCAAGUCCAGGUGGAAUGGAAGGAUAGAGCUGGGGCACAGUGCCAACACGCUACUUGCACCCGUUUUCCAGGUGCUUAAUUGUGAAAAGGCUUCGAAGUCGGGGUCUCUCGGUGCGUCGAUGGAUUCCGUGGGGGACAUGUACGUUCGACUGAAGAGGUUCCGGGAAAGACUUGAUCAGAGGGGAAUCAGCAGGAAGGAUCCGCUGUAUUUUGUUAAACUUGACGUGCAGGCUUGCUUUGAUACCAUACCUCAGAAGCGACUGCUGCGUUUGGUUGACGGCUUGAUCUCCGAGAAUGAAUACCGCGUGAGCAAGUACGCGGAGGUUGGGGCUCUACACCAGCCGGGUCUCCCGGGCCAGGCGAACGAUGAGGGAGGACCAGCGAAACCCGUGAGAAAGUUUGUCUCCAGGGCCGCUCCGGCUGUGGACUUUAAGAGUGCAUACGACUUCGUCGUGGAGCGAGCAAAGCAAAGUACGAAGAGAAACACGGUGUUUGUCGACACGGGGAACCAGAAACGGCACGAGGCCGACGACUUGCUGGCGCUGUUGGAGCAGCACGUGCGGAACAACCUGGUGAAGAUCGGGAAGAAGUAUUUUCGACAGAAGAACGGGAUCCCGCAGGGCUCGGUUGUGUCAAGCAUCCUGUGCAAUUUCUUCUACGGCGAGCACGAACGAGCGGAGCUUGGCUUCUUGGGCGGCGAUGAAGAAUCGCUCCUGCUGCGUCUGAUCGACGACUACCUGCUUAUCACCACGAAGGAGGACGCAGCGACGCGGUUUCUACGGGUGAUGCUGGAAGGGGGCCAGGAGUAUGGGAUCUCGGUGACUCCCGGCAAGACGUUGGUCAACUUUGAAGUUGAGGUGGGCGGUUACGACAUCCGGCGGCUGGGCAGAUCGUCGCAGGAGCAAUUUCCAUACUGCGGGAACCUUAUCGAUACCAGGACGCUGGCGAUCAGCAAAGAUCGGACCCGCCGACAGGACGACGAUCUCCACGUGUGCGACUCGCUCACGCUUGAGCUGAGGAAGACGCCCGGACAGGGGUUCUACCGCAAAUCUCUGUCUAUGUUUAAACUACAGGCGCACGCGAUGUUCUUCGACGUGAAGCACAAUUCCGCGAGCGUGGUGCUGGCGGGUGUAUAUCACGCGUUCCUCGACUGUGCGAUGAGGAUGUAUGCGUAUCUGCGGUCGCUCUCGCGGCGGCAGCGGAACAGCCGAGAGGUGAGGAGGUCCUCGAUGGACGACAUGCUCACCCGCACCAUCGGGGGGCUCAUCGACUACGCGGUGCGCCUGAUCCGCUCCUGCACGAAGAGCUCCGGGGGUGACGACGGCGAGGGCAGGAGUGGCAGCACAGGUAAUAAUGCUAUUAUUACAAGGGUGCAGAUCCAGUGGUUGGCGGUGCAGGCGUUCAGAGAGGUGCUGGGGAAGAAGCAGAGUCGGUCUGGGCGGACGAUACAGUGGCUGGAUAGCGUAGGGAGGGCGUCGAGGCCGACGGGGCACAGAGAAGCGGGACGGCUGUGGAGAGUGGUGAAGGAUGCAAGGGGGGUUAUGCAGAACUAUCGGAUUUAACCGCCAGAAAAACAAUAAACGAACUAGUUACUCCGUACUCCGUACAUCACUCCGUCACGCUCCGCAGAUGAAACUUUUUUCGUGCUGAACGAGAGUUGUCUUUUUUUAUUUU